Xyrauchen texanus (razorback sucker) is the source of this 4018-nucleotide messenger RNA. Its product is annotated as trafficking protein particle complex subunit 10-like. Gene Ontology annotation, biological process: intra-Golgi vesicle-mediated transport; early endosome to Golgi transport. Gene Ontology annotation, cellular component: TRAPPII protein complex. The record is from RefSeq and is a predicted model, not a curated record. NCBI's taxonomy places the organism in Eukaryota, Metazoa, Chordata, Actinopteri, Cypriniformes, Catostomidae.
AAGGCAAGUUAGUUCACUCGGGAGGCAUCUAUGGAACGCUCCCGAGCGGCUAUUUUCGACAUGAAAGUGCAGCUCCUAUCUACUUGAACAGGAAAGCGCGGACUUCCGCUGUGGCUGUGACGGAAGCGGAAGUCGUCAGACAGUGUCAGCAGAUAGGAAAUGGAGAGCGAAGGAGUCUCAUCGAUACAUUAGCAGUGCUAUUAGAUGUCUAUCAGUGUGAUCGAUUAAAGACCGAUGCUUAUGAACGGAGCUCAUGGAGGCCCAUGAGGAGAAGCCCAUUAUCUACACGAUGGAGAACAAACCCAUAGUGACCUGUGGAGGUGAUCAGAACCUCUUCACGGCGCUGUACAGCUCACUGACCCAACAGCUGCCUAGAGAACCCAUGGAGUGGAGGAGGUCUUAUGGACGAGCACCAAAGAUGAUCUACCUGGAGGCCAAUUUUGUCCAGUUUAAAGAGGAACUGCUUCCUAAAGAGGGGAAUAAAGCGCUGCUCACAUUCCCAUUCCUGCACAUCUACUGGACGGACUGCUGCGACACAGAGGCAUAUAAAGCAUCGGUUAAAGAGGACAUGCAGCGCUGGCAGGGCAUCCUGCGCCAUCAUGGCACAGUCGAUUGGCUCAUCGUGGUGGUGGAGAGCGACAACAAGAAAAAGAACAAAACUAACAUCCUGCCUCGCACCUCCAUCGUCGACAAGAUCCGCAAUGACUUCUGUAACAAACAGAGUGACAGGUGUGUGGCUCUGUCGGACCCUCUGAAGGAGUCGUCUCGCUCGCAGGAGUCGUGGAGUUCGUUCCUCACUAAACUGCGCACGCUGCUGCUCAUGUCCUUCACCAGGAAUCUGGGACGCUUUGAGGAUGAGAUGAGAACACUACGAGAGAAACGCACAGAGCCCGGCUGGAGCUUCUGCGACUACUUCAUGGUCCAGGAGGAGCUGGCGUUUGUCUUCGAGAUGUUGCAGCAGUUUGAAGAUGCUCUGGUCCAGUAUGAUGAAUUAGACGCUCUUUUCACACAGUAUGUGGUCAACUUUGGCGCUGGAGAUGGCGCUAACUGGCUGGGUUCGUUCUGUCAGCCGGUGCGGAGCUGGAACGGACUGUUGUUACGCCGACCCAUCGACAUGGAGAAACGUGAGCUGAUUCAGCGAGGAGAGGCCAGUCUGCUGGACCUGCGCAGUUAUCUGUUCUCACGUCAGUGCACAUUGCUCAUCUUCCUGCAGAGACCCUGGGAGGUGACGACACGAGCACUCGAACUACUGCACAACUGCGUACAAGAACUGCGACUGCUCGAGGUGUCAGUGGUCAGUGGUGCUUUGGACUGUUGGGUGUUUCUCAGCUGUCUGGAGGUGUUGCACAGAAUCGAGGGCUGCUGUGACCGCACACAACUAGAUGCAAACUUCUCACAUACUGUUGGCCUCUGGACUUAUGCUACUGAGAAGCUUAAGUCUCUGGGUGAUCUGUGUGGUCUGGUGUCAGAGAACGGCCCAAACUCUGAAGACCUGAACAAAACCGUCGACCUGCUGGCCGGUCUGGGAGCAGAGAGACCCGAAACAGCAAACAGCCUUCAGAGUCCAUAUAAAAAACUCAAGGAGUCGUUAUCAUCUGUAGAAGCAUUUGAGAAACAAUAUCUGGAGCUGUCUCAUGCUGCUAUGGAGAUGUACAGGGCGAUCGGGCGACUGCGUUCAGCUCGACUGCUGGGGAAGAGUCUGGCUGAGUUCUACAUGAGGAAGGGUGACCCUCAGAGUGCUGAGAACUUCCUGCAGGAUUCUCUGAAGUCAUACGUGUCGGAGAGCUGGAGUUUACCGCUCACACACACACGCAAACAGGUCGCUGAGUGUCAGAAGCAACUACAGAAGAUGGACGAAUACCUGCAGACCAGUGCGCUUCUCGCCAGCGACGCCAACCUGAGCGACGAGGAGAGAACACACUUCUGCCAGGAGAUCCUGACCUACGCCAGCCAGACCCCAGAGGGCAAAGAUCGUGUCGCUCUCAGCAUGAGUUCAUUCACGCAGCUGCAGGAGUUCCGUAUUCGCCCGGCAUCUGCGCUCGUUCACGUUGGCGCCGCCCUGCAGCUGGAGUUGCGUUUGUGCAGUCUGAUGCCCCUGGCCAUGCACGUGGAGCAGCUCGCAGCCAGCAUACACUUCACGCUGGAGCAGCCCGGGACAGUGGCACAGAAACGCCCUGGUCAGAGUGCAGACGGUACCAUCACGUUCCCGGCAGUGAGUCCGGUGUCCGCUCCACCGCCGCUCGAACUCUGCGAGAUCCAGGAACACAGUCCAUCUGAUAACGCGCUCAACUCUGCCGGCGUGAUCUGUAAGAACAUGCAUCUGCUAAUAGGCCGCCAUGACAGCACCACAUCCCUGGAUACGCCCACCACAGCACCAUCUGCUGUUGUGAUGGAAGACAGCGCUCAGAUGCUGAAGACAAAUGAUGUCACUCUGUUGCCUGGCAACAACAGCAUCAUUUUUACUGCACCGAGUCAGAAGCCGGGCACAUACACUCUUCGGCAGAUGUGUGCCACAGUCGGGCAAGUUCAGUUUGUUCUGCCUCAUAUUUACCCUGUAGUGCAGUACGAGGUUUACUCACAGGAACCUCAGCUCACCAUCCAACCCCUCACAGACAACCUGUUGGCCGGGUUACCUCAGCAGGUGAAAUUCACCAUCUUAACGGGUCACUACACAGUGAAGAAGGGUGAUGCGCUUCAGUUGAGCAACACUGACUCGAUGCCAGUGCUUCACUCCGCCACAUGCACCGCACGCAUCCUGAGCAGCACUGAAGAGCUGGUGGGUGAGAGCGCUCUGUCCAUCCAGUCGUCUGAGAAGGUGACGAGCAUCUCUCUUCCUGUGAUUCCACCCUAUCACACGCUGGAGUUCCUGCUCGACGUGCUGUGCCAUAUCCCAUCAUGCCCUGCACGCAUGGAGAACGAACGGCUCACAAACGGCGAGAUAAGUCAUCGCUCGCGCAGCAGAGCGCGGUUUAACAGCGGAAAGACCUUCAUAGACCAGAAGGUGUCUGUUGAUUGCCCCUGGUCCAUUUACUCAACUCUAGUUUCUCUCACGUUCCACGUGCCAUUCAAAGUCAAACACACUCUGCUGUCUGCAGGACGCAGGAAGUUCAUCCAGAUUUGUCUUCAGAAUGUAUCAGACACAAACGUUCGGCUGACCAAUCAGACGCUCUCUGAGAAUCAACACACACCUGCACUGGAGCUGCUGUCUCUCAGUACUAACACACACAGUGUGGUCGUCAGUCGUCAGUGUGUGUUCAGCGUUUGGGAGCUGCGUUGGUCUGACACGCCGCCGAUGUCUCUACAGUGUGCGUUCUCUGCCAGCUUCGCUCCUGCAGACGCGCCCGACGCUGACCUCAAAUCCUACAGCUAUGACUUCACCCUGGAGAGUGUUUCCACGUUGUAUAGCGUGCGAGCAGAGAUCUGCCCGGUGGCGGGUGAGCAGCACUGUCGCACCGGCGCUCUCUGCAGACUGGAGGUGUCACUGACACGUCUCACAGAACCCAGCGAGACAGACAGGUCAGACGAGGAGGUCAGUGAGACGGAAGGACUGCGAACAUCCAGACUCAUGUAUGAAGUGAUUGAUAACAAUAGUAAUUGGGCGGUGUGUGGCAAGAGUUCAGGGGUCGUGUCCAUGCCGGUGUCUGCCAUGGCGACACACAAGGUUCAUAUGGAGAUCAUGCCGCUGUUUGCUGGUCACCUGCCGUUCCCGAACAUCCGUGUGUUCAAAUAUCUGCCUCACCACACGAGUCCUGUAAUCCAGCCUGACCCAGACUCGUGCCUGGAGAACGAUAACCUGUUUCUGCUGGAUAAGGGUUUGGAUGAUCAGGGCGACACGGCGAGUCUGCGCAGCCGAGGGAGCGUUCACUCUCUGGGCAGCGGAGAGCAGCAGCCGCGCAGUCUCCCCAUGCCAAAGCGUGAGGCGUUCCGUCCCGGUCAGGUCUUCAACAGCACACAGGGCCGUCAGGUGCUAGUGCUGCCCGUUGCAGACCAUCACAUCAUGGAGGUCAACGUCACAUGA